AUGCAGUGCCACGUUGUCAACCACUCGGCGAAGUCGAUCAAUACCUUGCUUGGGAUCGAAUUGAAUGAUCGAUCGGCCAGUCGAAUGACUAGAUCAAAGAACCUGAAAGGAAAUCGAAGACAAGUAACAUCCCUCUUCUACUGUAGACAAGCAAAUGAACUGAAGCCAUUCGCCGCCGAUCAAUGGCCGACUUAUAUACUUCCGUGUUCGCAUCAUCUACGAACGGAAACCCGUAAAACUUCGUGGAUUUCUCCUCGUGAUGAAGAUUGUAAGUCGUGA
Messenger RNA from Necator americanus (New World hookworm), 279 nucleotides. RefSeq lists its product as uncharacterized. Lineage: Eukaryota; Metazoa; Nematoda; Chromadorea; Rhabditida; Ancylostomatidae. The transcript is spliced from 2 exons. Bases 1 to 279 code for a protein of 92 amino acids. The record is from RefSeq and is a predicted model, not a curated record.